AUGGUGCCGGCAGCUGGAGUCACGUAUGCGGAUGUGCACGCUCUAUGGAAGGGCUGUUUGCUCAUGUAUGGCAUGCAAGGCCUGGGUGAGCGUACCAACUUUCAACACGAGAACUUGCGGGAAACCCUGAUGAAGCUCACUGUCAUUUGGGCUGACAAUACUCAAAACCUACGAGUUGUGCAGGAAGUUGUCCAAGUCCUGACAAUCAUACUGAGUAUGACUUUCAAGUGCUCCAUGGAUGGUGAGCAGGACAUCGACUCCAAAGCCUUCCAACUGAGCGCCUGGGUCGAAGUCGGUGAAUCUCAACCUGAGCAACCUCUACUACCGCCGGCGCCGAUGAGGACGAAGCUUCUGAAAGUUGUCAAAGACCGGCAGAUCAAAAGCAUUGUGGAAAAUGAAAUCCAGUUGGCUCUACAGUGUUGCGAAGACUUGGUUGGGCAAGCUAGGGUGGUGGCGCCGGAACUCAUGAAAAAGUUUGUGGCAGUGAGUGCUUUGAUGGAUGAUGCCCAAAGGGCGACAAAAACACCUGAGGCGCCUGAGCUGAAAACACCUGAUGCAAAAUUGCCUUUCUCAAGUCCUAAAAGAGACUUGGUAGACCCUGAGAGUGCACCGGCAGCUGCAAAAGAACCCAAUGCCACUCAAUUGGAUGAGGAGGCAGAAGAGGAAACCAAAGAACAUGAUCCAGUUGUGAGAGUUGACCCACGUGAAGCAAAAGAGAAAGCAGCUGUGAAAGGUAAGAAUGGCAAGAAGGUUGAUUCCCGGUUCGUCGGGAUGGCUCCGGACAAGGUUUGGUCCACCGAGACGGACCACGCGUAUCCGGAGCCCGGCUACAACCUGUUCACUGUCCGAGAUUUGCUCUUGCUUUGUGAUCCCACUCCCGUGCGUUUCGAGGAGAUCUCCAAGCUGGGGGCAGCCAUUGAGGUCCAGUUCGUGUGGAACUGCCACAUCAACAACGACAAGUGCAAACCUGAGGUCAAGGUGAGACGUUUGGACACUCUCUUCGAUGAAGCCCAGUUUGGAUACUUCUUCAACGAUGCAGAGUAUAUCUCGGAGGAUGAGCGGUUUCUGAAGAAGGUGAACGGUGUACGCAUUUUCCUCCGUACCGUUGGUGUGGGCCAUCGGCUUUCGGUCAUCAAGCUGGUGAUGAAGGCCUCCACAGCCGGGACGUUGCUGACGGUCGCCCCUUUGAUCGCAGACCUGCUGAUGCUGCAGGCGCUGGCCUUGAGGAAGAGAUACUUUGCCCGAAAAUAUGAGGUCUCACCAGACUUCAGCGAGUACAUGGUACAGCUCAUGGCCAAGAAGGAAGAGGAGAACCGGCUCCCAGGGAUGCUGGCAGAGGACGAUGCUGCUGCUCUUGAACGUGAUCAAGACUGGCAUCGCAGACUCGAAGAACACGACUGA
This is a messenger RNA of Durusdinium trenchii, 1401 nucleotides long. Lineage: Eukaryota; Dinophyceae; Suessiales; Symbiodiniaceae. The record is from the annotation of a GenBank genome assembly.